AUGAAAAUUUUAUCAGAAUUUCACAAAACUUACAACACUGAAGACAAUCGAAGAAUUGUGUCUCUGCCUAGAAAACCAUUGGUCACACCUUUGCCUACAAACAAAAUUAUAGCGGAAAACAGAUUUCAUUCUCUUCAAAAAAGACUUGCAUCUAGUGAUGUGUUAAAGACACAAUAUGACAAAUGCAUGCUGAAUUACAUUGAACAAAAGCAUGUUGAAGUUUGUUCCAUAGAUGAAUCCAAUGAGAAGCCAGUAUAUUACCUUCCUCAUCAUGCUGUAAGAAAGAAAACGCAAUCUGAAACCAAGUGGAGAAUUGUGUUUGAUGCUUCCUCGCAUGCUCCAGGAAUGAUUUCACUGAACGAUACCUUGGAAGCUGGCCCGAAUCUUCUUCCUGAAUCUAUUGGUUGUCUACUAAGAUUUCGAUUGCAUGAAUUCGCUGUUACAUGUGAUGGUAAGCAAGCUUUUUUACAGUUGUCACUACAUAAAGAAGAUAGGGACGUCACAAAAUUUUUCUGGUACAAAUUAAAAUCUGAUUCAUCUCAACCUACUACUUUUACAGAUGAAAUAACUGUUUACAGAUUUACUCGUCGUUUACCAUUUGGCCUUACUUGCAGUCCGUUUUUACUCUGUGCUGCGACACGAGAAUUGGCUGCAAAACAUAUCGCAGAAUUUCCAAUUGCUGCACCAAUGAUAGAUAAACAUCUCUAUAUGGAUGACUUUCUUGCUAGUAUGGAAACUGAAUCACGCAUUAUAAUGCUAUAUCACGAGAUCAAGAAUUUAAUGGCUCUAAUGAAAUUGCCUAUGGAAAAAUGGGCUACAAACUCUUUGAAACUCAAAGAUGUACUACAAACACAUGAAGAAUCUCACAAAACGGAAACAACUGUCUUAGGUAUUGGCUGGAAUACAAAUUCUGAUACUUUGAAGCACAUCAUUCAAGACUUCCAUACAUGGAUUCUUGGAAUCAAGUGGGAUGAAUUACUACCUGCUAAUUUAUCAACUUUAUGGUAUGCAGCUGUGAAAGAACUUGAUGACAUUUGCUCCCUUCAAAUUCCUCGAUGCAUAGGGAUUUCAUCACAUGUUCCUUUUGCUAUUCAUGUGUUUUGUGACGCAUCUGAACGUGCCUAUGGUUCAGUUCUGUACAUUGUUACCUUUAAAGGUGACCAAUCGAAUGUGAAUUUAGUGUGUAGUCGCAACAAAACUAGCUCCUAUAAAGAAAGUUACCUUACCUUACCUCGUUUGGAGCUCUUGGCGGCCCUGAUGGGAGCACGAUUGUUGCAAUAUUUCUGUGCUGAAAACAACAUCUGUUCGUCAAAUGCAACAUUGUGGAGUGAUUCUCAAGUUGUCUUAGGGUGGAUACGCAGUGACCCCAACAAAUGGAAAACUUUUGUUAGCAACAGAGUAACAGAAAUUAUUUCCUAUACCAAUCCUUCACAAUGGAGACACAUGCCCUGGCAAAGACAAUCCAGCUGA
Messenger RNA from Stegodyphus dumicola, 1470 nucleotides. RefSeq lists its product as uncharacterized. The record is from RefSeq and is a predicted model, not a curated record. Lineage: Eukaryota; Metazoa; Arthropoda; Arachnida; Araneae; Eresidae.